Phasianus colchicus (ring-necked pheasant) is the source of this 2655-nucleotide messenger RNA. The record is from RefSeq and is a predicted model, not a curated record. NCBI's taxonomy places the organism in Eukaryota, Metazoa, Chordata, Aves, Galliformes, Phasianidae.
GGCAGGGCGGGCGCUGCGCCCACGUGGGGUGGGACGGGCGGCCCCACAGCGGGGAUGUGGGGUGAUGCUGUCAGCGGGGCGUGAGAGUCCCCUCUGUGCGCCUCCAGCCUGGGCGGUGAGGGAGGGUCUUGUCUGUCCUUUGUAGAAGCGGUGAAUGGAACUGUGCAUCGCUGCAAGUGAUGGGGUGCAGAGCAGGGAUUUAAGCAGCUGGGGGUGGUUUCCUGUAUUGUCAGUGGGGGGGGGGAAUACCCCAAAAGGGCAGAUGUGCUCUACCUGCAGUGCUGUGAUGCCAAGCCACAGGGCUCCCUCCAGUGCCAGCGCUCUGGGUGAUGCUGAACUCUUUAGGUGGGAUCUGUGCGUCUGCAGUGUUUGGAUAGGGAGGGAAACGUCUUGUUUGAUGCCCUCAGCUUGCGCAUGUCAGGUAAAUGAGAAGCUUGUGGCUUUGCAUGGAGCUGAGUGUCCUUGUCCCCCAUGCUGUGAGCGAGGCAGGGAUGGGAGAAGGGAGAAUCUGGGGUCCUUGAGGAUGUGCAGCAGUAAGGAUGUCAAGGUGCUGUUCUCAUUGCGUUGAUGGGGUUGGCCCGGCCGUGACGGAUGUGGGAGGGCUGGAGGGAGGCCCUAGGGAGGGCUGGUCUCCCAGAUGAGGAUUGCUGCUGGCUUCCCCACCCUCCACUUCCGUGUCCGAGCUGCUGGUCUGCCUGCUAGUGAGACACCAGCCCCAAGAUGGCUCUUCCAUGCCAUCGGGGCUGAAGACCCUCCUGCCUACCUCAUGCUGCGCUGCCAUCCAGCUCUGAUGCAGCCCCUUCUGUGCUCUGACACAAGGAUUUCAGGAUCUGUUCCCUCCCCUGGACUCUGGUUAGCCCUGCUCCGGGUAUGAGGGGCUCUCCUGCUCUGACAUCACGUGCUGCAGGUGAGGGUGUUGCCAGAGGCGUCCCAGUUCACAGCCCUUGGGAGCAGAGGAGUUUGGAUGUGCGCAACCUCAGCAAUCCCAAGGGCUCAGAGGGAUGCAGCUGAACAAUGUGCUUGGAGUUGGAUCUGAAACAUUGCUCUGGGGAAAAUUUUAUGAAGAAGGGUGGCAGGCGGGAGCUGGUGUUUUGAGGAAGGCUUGCUGUGAGAGCUGAAGCCCAGGCAAGUUGCACAGCACGGCAGCGUUGGGCAUUGCCAGCACGUUGCUGCCACAAACAUGCCUGUUGCAGGUGAGGAGGAAAAAGCUGGGGCUGCCCUGCAGCACAAGGCUCUGGGUGAUACAGGGGGCUGCCCCUGCUGCAUGCCCCCCAAAGUCCCCUUUCCCACGCAAUCCCCCAAGUCAUGGUGAAAUCCCAUGUGUGCCAAGCACAAGGGGAAGUGAAUCUGUCUGUCCCUUUUGCUUGUGUGGGUUUACAGGAAUUGUUGCCAUGGAGUGAGCAUUGUGGCCAUGGAACAGCCCUGGGGGAGAUGGUUUUGGGGCUGAGAUCUCUGUAGCUGCCUAUGGGGUGCAAAUGCACUGAGCAUCCUUGGGUGCAUUGUUCUUUCUCUCCCCUCUGCAUUUCUCCUUGCAGGAGAGGUUUCAUGCAGGAGCUUGGAGGCUGAGUGGUGCACUGCCUGUUAUGGCUGGAUGGUUUAGGCGGCUCGUGCAGAAGCCCAAGCCGAGCUCCAUCCACACAUCGAGUGGCUCUCAUAGCACUACCAGCCAAUCACUGUCGUCCUCACCCUCCUCCUUCUCCUCCUCUUCCUCUGCUUGGAGCUCCAGCUCCUCGAGCAGCACCAGCACAGCUCAGCCUGGCCGCCCAGCCCCAGUGGACAUCAGCAGCUCGAGCAGCGCACGCUGGGCGAAGAGCUACGAUGUGUGCAUCUGCCACAGCGAGAUGGACCUGGAGUUUGUGGAGGAGCUGGUGUCCUACCUGGAGAGCCAACCCCAGGGACUGCGCUGUUUCCUGCAGCUGCGGGACAGCGUGGCGGGCAGUGCUGUCAUGACAGAGCUGUGUGAGGCUGUGCAGAACAGCCACUGCUGGGUGAUGCUCAUCACCCCCAGCUUCCUGCAGGACCCCUGGUGCAGGUACCAGAUGCACCAGGCGCUAGCAGAGGCCCCCAUGGCCAAUGGGCGUACCAUCCCUGUGCUGAAGGACAUUGACAGGAAAGAUUACCCCAAGGAGCUGAGGAACCUCUACUACAUCUACACGGCUCUCAAGGAGAACAGCUUCAGGCAGAUCAGGGACACCGUGCUGCGCUAUCUGGAAGAGCUGUGCCGGAGCUCCACGAGUGGAAUGGAGUAGUGCCCACCGAGGGCACUUCUGUCUGAGCAAAGCUAGAGGCAUUUCCAUGGGCAUUUCAGUGCAAUAGGACAAAGUGGUGCCACUGGGGCCAGAGCCGAAGCCCCCUCACGUCACUGUUGGGCUGCCAUCACGCCUGCCCAGCUCCGCUGCCCCGAGGGUUCGGGCUCCAUGGGGACAAGGCUGGGGGCAGGGCAUCACUCGAGCACGUCAUGCAAACACUAAAUUCCCACCGGGGGAAAGCAGGGAGGGCUCCGCAGCGUCUUCUGAAGAUGAGGGCGCUCAGGGUGCCUGGAGCCUCCUGUGCAAGCUGACACCACGAGGAGCCUGCAGCUGGAGCGCGUUUGUGCUGCAGGGACAUCGCGUUGCACGUUGUAUGAGGAGAAAUGCGCGUCUGAUUUUUAACUCC